CUUCACUAAAGAGCAGCAGAGGUUUCGUCCUCCAGCUAAAGGCUUCUGCCAUGGCGUCCACCGAAAUAGCGAGACAAGCGGGUGAAGGUGCUCGUGCUGUCCCUCUGUCAGGCCAUGUUGGCUUUGACAGCAUGCCGGACCAGCUGGUCAACAAGUCCGUCAACCACGGAUUCUGCUUCAACAUCCUGUGUGUUGGUGAGACAGGUCUGGGUAAGUCUACACUGAUGGACACGUUGUUCAACACCAAGUUUGAGGGCGAGCCUACUCAGCACAACCAGCCAGGAGUCACACUCAAGUCCAACACCUACGAGCUCCAGGAGAGUAACGUGCGUCUCAAACUCACUAUUGUGAACACUGUGGGCUUCGGAGACCAGAUCAAUAAAGAAGACAGCUACAAGUCCAUUGUGGAGUUUAUCGAUGCCCAGUUUGAAGCCUAUCUACAGGAGGAACUCAAAAUCAAGCGCACGCUACACAGCUACCAUGACACCCGUAUCCACGCAUGCCUGUAUUUCAUCGCUCCCACUGGACACUCGCUCAAAUCCCUGGACUUGGUGACCAUGAAGAAACUUGACAGCAAGGUCAAUAUAAUUCCAAUCAUUGCCAAGUCAGACGCCAUCUCCAAGAGCGAGCUGGCCAAGUUCAAAAUCAAAAUCACCAGUGAGCUGGUCAGUAACGGCGUGCAGAUCUACCAGUUCCCUAUUGAUGACGAGUCUGUGGCAGAGAUCAACUCCACUAUGAACAGCCAUUUGCCGUUUGCUGUGGUGGGAAGCACAGAAGAAGUAAAGAUGGGGAAUAAGAUGGUGAAGGCCCGGCAGUAUCCCUGGGGAACAGUGCAGGUGGAAAACGAGAAUCACUGUGACUUUGUCAAACUGCGAGAGAUGCUGAUCAGAGUGAACAUGGAGGACCUGCGAGAGCAGACUCACACACGCCAUUAUGAGCUUUAUCGUCGCUGCAAACUGGAGGAGAUGGGCUUCAAGGACACGGACCCUGACAGCAAGCCCUUCAGUCUGCAGGAAACAUACGAAGCAAAGAGGAACGAGUUCAUGGGUGAGCUGCAGAAGAAAGAAGAAGAAAUGAGGCAAAUGUUUGUCCAGAGAGUCAAAGAGAAGGAGGCUGAGCUGAAAGAAGCGGAAAAAGAGCUGCAUGAGAAGUUUGACCGUCUGAAGAAGCUCCACCAGGACGAGAAAAAGAAACUGGAGGAAAAGAAGAAGGGGCUGGACGACGAGCUUAAUACGUUCAAACAGAAAAAGACUGCGGCAGAGCUCUUGCAGAGUCAAGCUCAGCAGGCAGGGGGCUCCGCCACAAUCAAGAGGGACAAAGAGAGGAAAAACUGAUGUGACUCCGUGCCUGUUUGAAAAGGAAGACGACACUUGCACUGAGAAGCUUAGGAUCCCUCUAGAAAAAGUGCUCCCUUGUGGCCAUCCUGCUGUGAAUGAGUUCCCACCCCGUCAUCCUUUACUGUACCCCCUUACCCACCCUCACUUACCCCCCCCAUAAUUCAACCCUCCAUGCCCCACCAACCUAAUCCCCCCCCCCCACACACACACUCCCACGCUCUGUGGAAGACGCUGGCCAUUGCUUUGAGUUUUACUUCACUUGUUUUUGCUCGUCUGUUGUUCAAGGAUUUUGUGUCUUUUUUUUUUUUUUUUUUUUUUUAAUACACAUUGACAAAAAAACAUUCCAUAAUUUUGUUUUAUAUUCAUUUGAGUCUUUGCAUGACGGAGUGAGCUUUUUAAUAUUAACAUACAGCACUGUGCAAAAGGUCUUGGGCAACACUGUUAGAUUUGUUGUUUCAGCAAUGCUUAUUAUCCCUCUAUCACUUUGAUUGAAACACAUCUGGAAAGUACAGGAAAUGUGGAAAACAAUGGAACCUUAAUUAAUAUUAUUGGUAAAACCUUUUGUUUUACAUUUUGACAAAUAUCUGCUGUGAUUGAGGUCUGUUUUCGUGGAUCAUUCCAAUCCAAAUGCCGAUGGUCACAGUUUUGUUACAACAAACCUUGUGGUGCCCUGAGACUUUUGCACAGUACUAUACAUAAUUAAUGUUGUGAUGGGCAGAAAUGUUCAGAGUCUAAAGAGAAACAUGCAUCAGACACUGGGAUCUGAGUGUUUAUAAUAAUUAUGUUUACCUGCCACCGAAGAGCGGAGACUGUUGUUGCUCUUUUUCUAAACAGCUACAUCUUCAUGAUUUUAACUCCUCACAAUCACAAACAAUCGCCAACAUGUUUUAAGUUAUAAUCCAUGAGAAUAUAGUCCGGGUUGGUUAGGCUAUGAAAACCAAAUUGUAUUCAUCGUAAAGCUGUUAUACACCUAUACAAACACACACAAUGUAGUGCGGUUACUCCCUUGUGUGUUUUUAAGCAAUUGUCGUAUUGACAGUUGCAUUAUGUUUGACGAGAGUGCUUCACAAUAACAGCCACACUUUGAAUGGGAAGUAGCAGCAGCAGCAGCAGCGGCAGCAGCACAGCUGUGAUACGACUGUAUUAUUUAGAGGGAAGAGUACUCGGUGAGGCUGACAUCAAUGAGGAUACAAUUACAGUAGCACCGGAAAAUAAGCAUUUAUUUCUUGUGCGUUCUUUAUGUGCACAAAGGCAAUUCCAGCUCUUGGCACCGUAAAGGAUCGACCCCGCCACCAACAAUGAAAUAUACAUUUAAAUGACUGAAAACCACAAAUGGGUUAUGAUCUCAUCAAGAGCUCGUGGAUUAUAAAAUGGUGCUAUAAUGUUUGAUUCUUUCCGACCUCAUCCAUAAAGGUUUUACAGUUUUAGACAUUACAUAUUUGAAUUGGAAGUCUAUUUUUAUACGCAUGUGUAUUUUGUCCCUUUUUCUGAUGAUGUUUUACUUUAGACUGAUGCACGAGUCAAAGUGAGCCCUGAUCUCUUUAACGACUUCUCCCAUACCUCAUUCAUUGUCAUGUGUAACGUGCAUAUUUGUAUCAUCUUUCACAUUUGCACUUUUCUUUUUUCUUUUUACACACAAAUGUGAUGUUUUAUAUAAAUAUAUAUAUAUUUAGUGUAUGUUAAUUUUGUCAGUGCAAUUGUAACUUUCUUUCUAUUUUACUUGUUAUGAAGGCACAUUUAAAAGUCAAAGUGUUGUUGUUGGUUUUUUUUGUAUCAGUUUUUCUGCGCAUAAGACAAUUACUUCAAAAGAAAAUAAAGGCCGUUGAUUUUCA
Molecule: messenger RNA, 3169 nt
Organism: Solea solea (common sole)
Lineage: Eukaryota; Metazoa; Chordata; Actinopteri; Pleuronectiformes; Soleidae
Gene: septin6
Product: septin 6
Exons: 11
Coding region: 51-1334 (427 amino acids)
Biological process (GO): cilium assembly; cytoskeleton-dependent cytokinesis
Cellular component (GO): microtubule cytoskeleton; cell division site; septin complex
Molecular function (GO): GTP binding; molecular adaptor activity; GTPase activity
Source: RefSeq, a predicted model, not a curated record